AUUUUAACAUUUAUUCACCGGUUCAUUAAUAUUUCGCCUGUACUGUUAAUCACAUCUCAUCUGACUGGUGCCUCUUUCUAUAAUCAAGCAAACAUUCAUCCAGAUAUUCGUGUUUUCAAUUUAAUUCAGAAAUCCUUAAUCCUUCUCUUACAGAUGCUGUAUGAUCCCACGGUUACAGAGGCAUUUAUUAAUUCACCGAACCCAGGCUGCGAUUGCGUGGAUGCGUGUUCUGACCCGCUCGUGUGCGCCUGUCUCAUUCGGUCCCGCGGGCGCAACUAUGAUCCGGAUGCAAACAUUCUACUGCAGCUACAAUCACCGCAAUCAUCAUUCGAUCGCCCAGUCUACGAAUGCAACAGCAGGUGUGCCUGCCGCAAAGACAAAUGUCACAAUCGACUAGUUCAACUGUUACAUCGAAAUAAGGGGGCUUUGGUUCCCUACAAUGCAGAAGCCAAGGGACGAGGUGUGCGUGCGUCGCGUGCGUUUUGCAGAGGGGAAUUUGUGUGUGUUUUCAGCGGCCACUACAUGAAACCUGACAUUGAACUGGCACAAGCACUUGCAAGCAAGCAACGGAGGAGGUGGCACAACGUCUACAUUAUGGUUGUCCGGGAGAUCGUUGUGGAUACUUUUCAGGACGCCUUCACGACUAUUGUCAAUGGUGCGCAUAAGGUCCGAAGCGUUCACACGGGACUGCGACGUACCAGCCUCAUCAACCACUCCUGCAACCCCAAUAUGCAAGUUAUCCCUGUUCGAGUUGACACGGUCCAGCCCUUCUUGGCGUUUUUUGCAAUACGUGACAUUGCGGAAGGUGAGGAACUCACGUAUGAUUACUUCAAAAUGUCACGCGAGAAGACUGUGCGUGGAGCAAAGGCCUGUCGUUGUGGAACUCUGCCGUGUAGUCGCAGGGUACGCAAAUUUUGUUUCAUAUCUGUGAGAAUCGUUAAUAUGCAUUGCCUUUUGAGGCUGUUUUGCGGUAGUAAAUUUGCAAUCAAUGACACAGGCCGUGUGAAUCGAAAGUGUGUUAUGUGGGGGUCUAGUUUCUGA
Molecule: messenger RNA, 1041 nt
Organism: Mesocestoides corti
Lineage: Eukaryota; Metazoa; Platyhelminthes; Cestoda; Cyclophyllidea; Mesocestoididae
Source: the annotation of a GenBank genome assembly